Molecule: messenger RNA, 2061 nt
Organism: Triticum turgidum subsp. durum (durum wheat)
Lineage: Eukaryota; Viridiplantae; Streptophyta; Magnoliopsida; Poales; Poaceae
Source: the annotation of a GenBank genome assembly
AUGACUGCAGAAAAGCGUAUACCGUUACAUGAAUUACGUGAGAUUACAAAUGGAUUCUCAGUGGACUCAAGAAUAGGACAGGGUGGGUAUGGAGAUGUUUACAAGGGACUGUACAAAGGAAGAGAUGUUGCUGUGAAGUUGCUUCAUGUUGAUACGGUGCAAGGAAUCGAUGAUCAACAAUAUCUCAAUGAAGUUGGUAACCUUUUGAGGGUUAAGCAUCCAAAUAUCAUGCAGUUAUUUGGUUAUAGUUAUGAAACAACUUCUGAAUUGGUUGAACACAAGGGUAAGCAAGGUCUGAGUAAACACAUAUAUAGAGUCCUCUGCUUCGAGUACUUGCAGGGUGAAAGCCUAGACAAGCGUCUUCCUGGUACGAUGGAACUUAACCUUAGUAUAUGUUCAUUUUCUUUCAUGUUUAAAAAAACAAAUUUAAUUCUAUUGUGUAUAAUAUUGUCUUUAUCAACUUGUGUAGAAGAAUCUUUUGCACCUGAUUGGAGCAUACGUUACAUGAUUAUAAAGGGCAUUUGUGAAGGAUUAAAUUUCCUUCACAGGUGUGAACCACCAAUUUUUCAUCUUGAUCUAAAGCCUGCCAAUAUAUUACUAGACAGUUCCAUGAUGCCUAAAGUGGCAGAUUUUGGAUUGUCAAGGGUCAUCAGUCAAUCACACACUCAAGUCACAAAACAAAUCAAAGGAACCCAGGCAUACAUGCCACCAGAAUUCAUAAAAGAUGGCUAUAUCUCACGUAAGAAUGAUGUCUUCACUUUAGGACUUGUGAUGAUAGAGAUAAUGACAGGGUCUUUGGGUUACUCCGGUCAUAUAGAAACUGACGAAGUCGUGCAAUUUACGCAGAAGGUACUUAGCAAUUGGAAGAAUAGGAUAAAGGCCACUUCAGAGUACCCAUUAGAGGAAUCACAUCAAGUGCAGACAUGCAUCGACACAGCAAUGCGUUGUAUGGAACUUGACGGAAACGAUCAACCAACUAUAGCAGAAGUACUGGAUACUCUGAACAAGACAGAAACUCAUAUUCCCAAGAGACAGAUGAUAGAUGUGCUCCCGUAUCCAACUAUUGGGCUCAGGAGCGAGUCUAAUAUGUUGGAGAUGAUGGUUGCUGAACUGAACAAUAAUGAUAACGGACAUAGCAAUUCGAUGCCAACAGAUAGCUCUAACCGUGCUGUGCAGCAAGUUCCUGACAGGGAAACAUCAUCAGAUGUGGAAGAAGUAAUCAUCGGAAGGACUGAGGAAAAACAGAAAAUAUUGUCUAUUUUAUCCGAGCACAUCACAGAAAAAAUGGUCAUCCUUCCAAUAUAUGGCAUUGGAGGCAUUGGCAAGACAACCUUGGCACAAAUGGUAUUCAAUGACCAACAGUUUGAAGACUACACUCGGGUGUGGGUAUAUGUUUCCCCGGAAUUUAACUUGCAUAAGAUAGGCAACUCUAUAAUAAUGCAGUUAACAGACAAGAUCAGCAAUAUAUCUACCAAACAGAUGCUUCAUAACUGCCUUAAAGAGCUGUUUGCUGGUAAGAGGAUCCUUAUUGUUUUGGAUGAUCUGUGGGAGGAGAACCCAAAAGAGUUUGAUAAACUAAAGGUUAUGCUAGGGCUUGGCGUGGGAAGUAAGGUGAUUAUAGUAACUACACGUGAUGGAGGCCUCGCAAGGAAAUUUUGUAGUCCUGCAGUUACACCAUACAAGCUGGAGACUUUGACGGUUGAUGAGUGCUGGACUAUAAUUAAACAUAAAGCUGACUUUGAAAACCGAGUGGAUCAAGAACAAUUGGAGCAUAUAGGAAGGGAGAUUGCAGCCAAAUGUGGAGGAGUGGCCUUAGCAGCUCAAUCACUUGGAUACAUGUUGAACGGCAUGACUUCAGAUGAAUGGGAGUCGGUGAGAGAUAGUUAUAUCUGGAAUCUAUCGAGUUUGGAGGGCCAUGAAGUGCUUGCGUCCUUACGGCUAAGCUAUAGCCACAUGUCUGCUUGGUUGAGGUUGUGCUUUUCCUAUUGUGCAAUAUUUCCAAAAGGUCACAAAAUAGUGAAGUAUGAUCUAAUUCACCAAUGGAUUGCUCUUGCAAUCUAG